UCGUUCCCGGAGUAGCGUGACGUAGUUGAUCCGGGGCCAGGGAGAGAGACAGCAAACGUGUUCCUCCUAAAGUGGGUAACAUCAUCACGAGAUCGUCAGGAUUAUCACAGUGACUCAAUCUACUCACCACGCCAUCGUCCAGCCUGCUCCUUAUAUCGCUUAGCUGCCAUGGCGAGCAAAGAGGAGAAGAUUGAACUGAUCCUCAAACCAUUCCGGUAUGACAAUGACACCCUAAACGACAUCAUGGGAAGACUCAACAAGGAAAUGGAGAAGGGGCUGAAAAAGGAAACCAACCCUGAUGCAACUGUCAAAAUGCUGGCUACCUAUGUUAGAGCUGUACCAGAUGGGACAGAGUCCGGAGAUUUCCUAGCCCUGGACCUUGGUGGCAGUAACUUCCGCGUGCUGCAUGUCCACAUUGAGAAGGGUGCCAAAGAUGUUCGUCUACAGAGCGACACCUACGCCAUUCCAGAAAGCAUCAUGACUGGCUCUGGAGAGCAGCUCUUUGACUACAUAGCUGACUGCAUGGGCAAGUUCUUGGAGAAGAUCGGGAUGAAGAAUAGGAAGAUGGCACUUGGGUUCACCUUCUCCUUCCCCUGUAAGCAGCGAGGGCUGGACUCUGCCUCCCUUAUCAAGUGGACCAAAGGCUUCAAUGCCGCGGGCGUGGAGGGGGAGGAUGUGGUGCGGCUGCUCCGGGACGCAAUCAAGAGGCGUGGGGACUUUGACACAGAUAUAGUUGCUGUGGUGAAUGACACAGUGGGGACCAUGAUGGCAUGUGGUCUGGCUGACCAUGACUGUCUCAUUGGGCUCAUUGUAGGCACUGGCAGUAAUGCCUGCUACAUGGAGAAACUGGACAAUGUGGAGAUCUGGGAGGGGGACCGUGGGGAGCCCAACCAGGUCGUGGUCAACAUGGAGUGGGGGGCGUUCGGAGAGGAUGGGGCGCUCGAUGACCUGCUCACUGCGUACGACAGGGAGAUCGAUGAACACUCCAUCAACAAGGGCCAACAAAUCUAUGAGAAGAUGAUCAGUGGCAUGUACAUGGGUGAGCUGGUGCGACUUGUGCUGCUGGAGAUGACUAAACAGAUGCUGGUGUUCGGCGGUCGCACCUCGCCAGACUUGGAGACACGAGGAACGUUUCUGACCAAAUAUGUUUCAGAGAUUGAAGAGUGUACAUAUCUGAGGGAACCAAUUGGAGACAUGGGGCCAACAUUGAAAAUCCUGCAUAGCCUGGGACUGAAGCACGCUACAGAGACAGACUGUGUGACCGUGAAGGAAGUCUGCCGUGCCGUGUCUACCCGCGCUGCCCACUUGGUGUCUGCUGGGAUUUCUGCUAUUGUCAACAAGAUGGACAGGGAGAGGGUUGCAGUUGGUGUAGAUGGCUCAGUCUACAAGUAUCACCCCCAUUUCAAGGAGCUCAUGACACAGACCAUCGACAAGCUGACACACUGUGAUGUGAAGCUGAUGUUGUCGGAGGACGGCAGUGGGAAAGGAGCGGCGCUCGUCACUGCUGUGGCCUGUCGUCUGGCUGGCAACUCUUAAAGCUGUUAGUCUUUAUUUUUUGAUGAUGUCUCCCUACUUUUUUUUGCAAUUUCACUUAAGGGGUGACUAUAUCAAUAGUAAUCAAUGACAGAAAAUUAUAGGUCAUGGUGGAAUGAGGAAGGCAUAGAGCACAAGUUGUUUCAGUGCAUAUCAUAGCCAAAUAUCAAUGCAAUUAUGAGGUGAUUUUAAUGGUACAUGUACUUCUUUUGGCAGUAUUUCAAAUGUAUGCAAAAGCAUGUGAUAUAAAAGCUACAGCUGAAAUUUAUAUUCCUUUUGGGCACAUUUGAACAAGCAUUUUGAGGCUCAUUUGCUUUCCCAGAAAUAGAAUUUAGAGAGGGGAGUUUUACAACAAACUACAUAGCUUCAAGGUUUGUGAAGAAACCUCCACGUGCCUUUAUAUUCUAUAGUCAGAUCUGAAAAGUGGCUUUGUAUAGAAAUCUUUAGAGGUGAAUAUUUUGUUAUGUUAAUAGUCUGAAGCCUUGUAUGGUGAUGGUUAUCGGGUACAACAUGUAGUUUCAGUAAGUCAGAGAGAAAAAUGUCACUAUUUUUGUGCCAUGACUCACAAUGUCAAAUUACCUCUGUAACAAAAACUUUUGACUUCCAUAUAUAUGUACUAGGUACUGUACUAGGACCGACUGGAAGCAUCAAUUGGUGAACUUGAUUAAGAUUACUAUCAUUCCAAAAUAGUUAAUUGUAGACAUGUUGUUGGGACCAGUGAUAUAGAAUCGUCCCUUCUUACUCUUCCAAUGUUGGUGCUCCUCUUGUGAAAAAAAGCUACUGUUCCACUUAUCAAAUACUGUACAGUGUACAAUAUUCAUACUAUGGGAAGGAAUGCAGUCAAACUUGCAUUGACCACUGUACAUGUCAAUAGCCAUGAACUUUCAACCAAGCCUUUAUUGAGACAGUCUGUAGUAGACAUGGUUGCCACGUAGCUUAUGGGUGUCAUUCAUAAGUAGUACUGCUGCCAAUCAGAUCAACCCUUUUCAUCACCUCAUCAGCCCACUAAAGUACUAAUGCCAGUAACACUAACUGGUAUAAUGGUUGUAUGUUCAGCGGAACUUUCUUCAAUCACUCAGGAUCUAUCUGUGAAUAACUUCAUCAGGUUUCUAAAUGACAGUGUAACAGGUUUCUUUAUUCAUGGCAACGUUGAAUGGCAACAUUUCGGAGACAGUCCCCCUCCUCAUGGCAACAAUGCUUGGUUACUGUUUUGCACUGCAACUACAUGGCAUUGUAUUUAUUGCUUGACAUCUUAUACGCUAAGCGUGAUGAUUGGGAAAGCAAUUGUAACACUGAAGCAAGCUAACACCUAGCUGCAGUGCAAAGUAGUUCCAGUCAUUAUUACCCUGAGGAAGGUGAUAGAUGGUCAUCAAAAUGUUGGCUCCUGUGAAUAAAGAACCUUGUUAUACAAAACUCAGGAUCUAAAUUUAGUUUGAAAGGAGCGUCUACCAGUAUAUGCAAUAAGCAAGUGUCAAACAUCAGAACCUGUUCUUUACAUUUUCCAUGCAUCCAUUUGUAUCAAGACAACAAGAGAGAUCCCCAAUAAACUAUAAUCAGAUUA
Molecule: messenger RNA, 3094 nt
Organism: Branchiostoma floridae (Florida lancelet)
Lineage: Eukaryota; Metazoa; Chordata; Leptocardii; Amphioxiformes; Branchiostomatidae
Product: hexokinase-2-like
Exons: 10
Coding region: 169-1536 (455 amino acids)
Biological process (GO): glycolytic process; glucose 6-phosphate metabolic process; intracellular glucose homeostasis
Cellular component (GO): mitochondrion; cytosol
Molecular function (GO): mannokinase activity; fructokinase activity; glucokinase activity
Source: RefSeq, a predicted model, not a curated record